Molecule: messenger RNA, 1777 nt
Organism: Gloeophyllum trabeum ATCC 11539
Lineage: Eukaryota; Fungi; Basidiomycota; Agaricomycetes; Gloeophyllales; Gloeophyllaceae
Product: PAP2-domain-containing protein
Exons: 3
Coding region: 229-1557 (442 amino acids)
Biological process (GO): inositol phosphoceramide metabolic process; sphingolipid biosynthetic process
Cellular component (GO): inositol phosphoceramide synthase complex
Molecular function (GO): inositol phosphoceramide synthase activity
Source: RefSeq, a predicted model, not a curated record
CUCGUCCAGCCAGGACGACCGCGACGCCGACUGCUGAGGCUUGAGUUUCACAGGCUUUUACUGGGCUUUCACGACGCGAGGUGCGGACCUAUACCGUCGGACAUCAGUUUGUCGGGAUCCUGGACGCGAAGAGGGUCGCCUUUGAGAGAUUUCUGCUUGGUGGACACCUUAGUGAAGGGAUUUAUUCUUCUUGACUGUGGGGAUAAGGAAUUUGUAGUCUGAUCCAACAUGCCAAUACGCUUGAGCAGCCUACCGCGGCCUCUGGCCAAGGUACUGAGCGCCUUCGUUGCCGCGGUUGGCCGCAUGGACAAGUCCCUUUCUCCUUCCGACACCAUCGCCCGCCUGCGGAAGCACACCUUUACCCUGUCCGACUCCAUCUACGUCUUCCACUUGGCCCUCGCAGCCUUCUGGAUCACCCUAAUGCAAUUCCCGCCAUUCCCGUAUAAACUACUAAUACCCAUCCUAUACGCUAUAUUCCUCCUCAUACCCCUAACCUCGCAGUUCUUCCUGCCCGCGAUACCUGUCGCAUCCUGGGUCCUGACAUUUUACUCUUCACGGUUCAUCCCUGCCUCCUGGCGACCCUCCAUCUCCGUCUCCCUGCUCCCGACGCUCGAGACCGUGCUCUACGGCGCGAACGUCUCCGACAUCCUCACGCGCACGACGCACCCCGUGCUCGACAUCAUCGCCUGGCUGCCGUACGGCAUCAUCCACUUCGUCUUCCCCUUCGUCGUCGCCGCCUUCCUCUGGCUCUUCCGCCCGAAGGAGGCGCUGCACCUUUGGGCGCGCGCCUUCGGGUACAUGAACCUCAUCGGCGUGAUCAUCCAGAUCCUCAUCCCGUGUGCCGCGCCGUGGUACGAGCUCAUCUACGGGCUCACGCCCGCGAACUACUCGAUGCCAGGCUCCGCGGGCGGGCUCGGGCGCAUUGACGCGCUCUUCGGCGGGCACGGGUACGAGACGACGUUCUCGCACUCGCCCGUCGUCUUCGGCGCGUUCCCCUCGCUGCACGCGGGCUGCGCGACGAUCGAGGCGCUCUUCAUCUCGCAGUUCUUCCCCGAGAUGACAAAGUACAUCUGGGCGUACGCGGGCGUGCUCUACUGGGCCACGAUGUACCUCACGCAUCACUACCUCAUCGACGUCGUCAGCGGCGCGUGCCUCGCCACCGCGUGCUUCUACUUCUUCCUCCCCGACGAGUUCCGCGGGCCGCGCGCGACUGCGCCGCCGGCAUCACUUGGGCGCCGGAGCAAGUACGAUCUGUAUGAUGUGCAGAACUCCCGCGGCCGCGUGGCGGAUAUGGAUGAGCUUGAGCUGUCCAGCGAAGACGAGGAAGGCGCCGACAUUACUUACCGCUCACCCGUGCCGGGCUCGAAUAAUGCGCCAUUGCAACAGCAGCAGAAAGCUGUGGCGGGGAAGAAGAGCCAUCGCCAUACGGCGAGCAUUGCGAGUUUAAUCAGGGCAGAGGAGAGGGUGGAGGAUGGGUGGAGUCCUAUUAUGGGCUCGUUUGCCUUCCCGCCGAAUUCGCCUGGCAGGGACAGGGAGAGGGCGGACGAGAGGGUUUGAGUGCGGUGGUGCGGAAGUAUAUACCUUCUUUUGAUUUUAAAUGGAUAUUAGUGAUGUUAUCUAUACAAAAGCCAUAUUACGAUUGGGGGUCUUCGAGUGCCUCUUCAGCGACCAGAAGUUCACGCCUUUACUGCUCUGCCGACGCUAUGCCAAAACAAGCUGUCGACGUCUUCCCCCUCCUUCCCCCACAUCUUACAUUCCCUCCACAUCCCAGACUCCU